AUGGGCACCGUGGCGGUGAUCAUCAUUGCCAUCGUCAUGGCAACCAAGCAGCGGGGACGCAACACAGCGCAGCGAGCUUUUGCGAACGUCCUGGACACAGAUCCGACCAGUGCCUUGAACUUUGUACUGGAAGGGAGAGCAAGGGACACCAUUGCUCCACAUUGGCUCCCUUGCAUUCUGCAAAUUCCGCCGGUCGUUUUGGCUCACUGCUGGUCCGCAGAACCGGCGUCGAGAGCAGCCCGACGUUCCAAUGGCCUCGGGGCCUUGCUGCUUUUCACCGCCGUCUACAUGAUCCUGGACACGUGGACCUCGACGGACGCGCUGCCGCGUGAUUUGGCCCUGGUGGUGGCGGAUGAUGCGGCCGCGGAUGAUGGUGGCUUCUUCACCAAGGUCUUCGCGGCAGCUGCACAGGGAUGCACGGCGGCCCUCGUGGCUGCCAUCCUGUCUGCCAUUUGCGAGCCGUUUGUGAACCGCCUGCUGGUGAAGCGAAUGACCCUGGCGCAGGCCUACGCCGAGGUCAACUUCAACCUCAUUGCAAACUUCUUCCUCACCACCUUCCCCACCAACAUGCUGAAGUUCCCUGUCUUCGAGGUGAUCAACAGGGCCAUGAUGUACACGAGCCUGUCGCCGGGACUGAGCGGCUUCAUCAGCGGCUGGCUGUUCUGCACCAUCAUGCUCCCCGUGACGAACUACCGAUUCCGCAAGAGCAUGGGCUGGGAGAUCAAGGCGUCGCUCCUGUACCAAGCCUACGUCCCCACCGUGGCUCGCGACAUCAUCUAUGGCUGGGCUCGUGGACUGGCCAACACUUACCUGCAGGACACCAUCGCCCCUUCGACCUUCACCCACAAGGCAAUGGUUUUCGGCCUGACCAUCUGGAUCUCGUGCCUCAUCUCCUCCCCUUGCAACGAGUGGCGAGGGUACACGCUGCAGCCCCCAGACAAGAAGCUGCCGUUCAACAUCUACUUCAAGCCCAUCAACUAUGCACGAUCCACAGGAAUCGGCUCCUCCAUCAUGGGCAUUGCGCUGAUGUUCGGCAUGCUGGUGACGCCGUAUGCUGAGGAGGCUUUCGGGUACUUUAAAGAACACACGGCCAUCGCCAUGGCCACCGUGGCGGUGAUCAUCAUUGCCAUCGUCAUGGCAACCAAGCAGCGGGAUCUUUUCCGCGAAAAGCUGCCGUCCGUAUCGCUCUGUGGGAUUCUGCCGCGGGGUGCAAGUGUCCUGGACACAGAUCCGACCAGUGCCUUGAACUUUGUACUGGAAGGGAGAGCAAGGGACACCAUUGCUCCACAUUGGCUCCCUUGCAUUCUGCAAAUUCCGCCGGUCGUUUUGGCUCACUACUGGUCCGCAGCAGCCCGACGUUCCAAUGGCCUCGGGGCCUUGCUGCUUUUCACCGCCGUCUACAUGAUCCUGGACACGUGGACCUCGACGGACGCGCUGCCGCGUGAUUUGGCCCUGGUGGUGGCGGAUGAUGCGCCCGCGGAUGAUGGUGGCUUCUUCACCAAGGUCUUCGCGGCAGCUGCACAGGGAUGCACGGCGGCCCUCGUGGCUGCCAUCCUGUCUGCCAUUUGCGAGCCGUUUGUGAACCGCCUGCUGGUGAAGCGAAUGACCCUGGCGCAGGCCUACGCCGAGGUCAACUUCAACCUCAUUGCCAACUUCUUCCUCACCACCUUCCCCACCAACAUGCUGAAGUUCCCUGUCUUCGAGGUGAUCAACAGGGCCAUGAUGUACACGAGCCUGUCGCCGGGACUGAGCGGCUUCAUCAGCGGCUGGCUGUUCUGCACCAUCAUGCUCCCCGUGACGAACUACCGAUUCCGCAAGAGCAUGGGCUGGGAGAUCAAGGCGUCGCUCCUGUACCAAGCCUACGUCCCCACCGUGGCUCGCGACAUCAUCUAUGGCUGGGCUCGUGGACUGGCCAACACUUACCUGCAGGACACCAUCGCCCCUUCGACCUUCACCCACAAGGCAAUGGUUUUCGGCCUGACCAUCUGGAUCUCGUGCCUCAUCUCCUCCCCUUGCAACGAGUGGCGAGGGUACACGCUGCAGCCCCCAGACAAGAAGCUGCCGUUCAACAUCUACUUCAAGCCCAUCAACUAUGCACGAUCCACAGGAAUCGGCUCCUCCAUCAUGGGCAUUGCGCUGAUGUUCGGCAUGCUGGUGACGCCGUAUGCUGAGGAGGCUUUCGGGUACUUUAAGGAACACACGGCCAUCGCCAUGGCCACCGUGGCGGUGAUCAUCAUUGCCAUCGUCAUGGCAACCAAGCAGCGGGGACGCAACACAGACACAGCGAGCUUUUGCGAAGUCGACUCGCGCCACACCGUCUGUCAGGUAAAUGUCGGCCUGGCGCGCCCUGGCCGGCUCCUCCCAAGUGAAUCUGGCAGACAUCUCUUUGCCGCAGCAACUAUGCUGUGGCACGGAGGAAUCCUCUCAGUGCAGCUUUCCCAGCGAAUCUUUAUCGCGCGCCAGACCCGCACUCGAUCAACCGUUCCGCUCAUUGCCGCCUUGGCCUGCUGCCUCCUGUGGAAUGCGGGCUUGCACCAGAGCUUUGCCAGCCCCUCCGUCGCCGUGCAGCACGAUAGCUCCACUGCGCUGACACGGUCUUCUAGCAGCAGGACUUGGACGGUGGGGUCUCUGCGUGAGCAGUCGCGUGAUCAGUCUGCUGUGGCAACGGCUGCUGCGGCGGCCCCCAACUUCUUCAGCAAGGUGUUCGCCGCCGGUGCUCAGGGAGCCACCGCGGCAUUUGUGGCAGCAAUUCUCUCUGCCAUCUGCGAGCCCCUAGUGAACCGCCUGCUGGUGAAGCGGAUGACGGUCUCUCAGGCACUCAAGGAGAUGAAUUUCAAGCUAAUCUCCAACUUCUUCCUGACGACUUUCCCCACCAACAUGCUGAAGUUCCCUGUCUUCGAGAUCAUCAACAUGGCCAUGACCUUCACUGCCUUCAGCCCUGGCUUGAGCGGCACCAUCAGCGGAUUCCUGUUCUGCACUGCCAUGCUGCCCGUCACGAACUACCGCUUCCGCAAGAGCAUGGGCUGGGAGAUCAAGCCGGCCCUUCUUUACCAGGCAUAUGUGCCAACGGUCGUGCGCGACAUUCUGUACGGCUGGGCUCGUGGCUUCGUGGCGGUCGCACUUGCAGGGGUGUGGAAGCCCCAGACCUUUACGCAGGAGGCCUUUGUGUUCGCCUUCGUCAUCUGGGCAGCUUGCAUCAUCUCCUCGCCCUGCAACGAGUGGCGUGGAUACACCCUGCAGCCCAAGGACAAGAAGCUGUCCUUCGGUGAGUACUUCAAGCCCAUCAACUACGCGCGCUCCACUGGCAUUGGUGCAACCAUCAUGGGCAUCUCGCUCUUUGUGGGCCGCCUGGUCACUCCCUUCGCAGAGACCGCCUUCGCGUACCUGAAGGGACACCCCGCUGCCGGAGUGGCUGCUCUGGUUGUCCUGCUGGGAGGCUUCAAGCUGAUCAGCGGAGGGGAAGAGGAGAAGGCUGAGGAGGAGGCAGACGAGGAUUUGGCGGUUCUGUGCUUCGCACGAGAGCUGACUGUGCGAGUUGAGGAUGAGAACGACAUGCCUGGAGCCGUGUGGCGAGACAUGGGAUGCAGGUUCAUGUUCCAAAGAGAGGCCCGUCAGAACCAGAGCCGCCGCCGUUCCCCGAUCCUGGCCGCCUUGGCGACCGGCCUUGUGUGGGGUGCCAGCCAGUCGUGGAGCUUUGCCAGCCCAGCGGUUGGUGUCCAGCACGAGAGCUCCACAGCCUUGACGCGAUCCUCCGCUUCAAGGACAUGGGCCACCGGGAGCCUCCCCCGUGACCACUCCUCUGUUGCGACAGCGGCGGCUGCAGCGGCAGCACCCAAUUUCUUCAGCAAGGUGUUCGCCGCCGGUGCUCAGGGAGCCACCGCGGCAUUUGUGGCAGCAAUUCUCUCUGCCAUCUGCGAGCCCCUAGUGAACCGCCUGCUGGUGAAGCGGAUGACGGUCUCUCAGGCAAUCAAGGAGAUGAAUUUCAAGCUCAUCUCCAACUUCUUCCUGACGACUUUCCCCACCAACAUGCUGAAGUUCCCUGUCUUCGAGAUCAUCAACAUGGCCAUGACCUUCACUGCCUUCAGCCCUGGCUUGAGCGGCACCAUCAGCGGAUUCCUGUUCUGCACUGCCAUGCUGCCCGUCACGAACUACCGCUUCCGCAAGAGCAUGGGCUGGGAGAUCAAGCCGGCCCUUCUUUACCAGGCAUAUGUGCCAACGGUCGUGCGCGACAUUCUGUACGGCUGGGCUCGUGGCUUCGUGGCGGUCGCACUUGCAGGGGUGUGGAAGCCCCAGACCUUUACGCAGGAGGCCUUUGUGUUCGCCUUCGUCAUCUGGGCAGCUUGCAUCAUCUCCUCGCCCUGCAACGAGUGGCGUGGAUACACCCUGCAGCCCAAGGACAAGAAGCUGUCCUUCGGUGAGUACUUCAAGCCCAUCAACUACGCGCGCUCCACUGGCAUUGGUGCAACCAUCAUGGGCAUCUCGCUCUUUGUGGGCCGCCUGGUCACUCCCUUCGCAGAGACCGCCUUCGCGUGCUUUGGCCGCAUGUCUUUGCCCUUGCCGUACCUGAAGGGACACCCCGCUGCCGGAGUGGCUGCUCUGGUUAUCCUGCUGGGAGGCUUCAAGCUGAUCAGCGGAGGGCCCCUUGCCUUCAAACAGGAGGAGGAGGAGAAGGCUGAGGAGGCGGAGGAGACCACCGAGGAAGCAAAGGCUGAUUAA
Messenger RNA from Symbiodinium natans, 4716 nucleotides. Lineage: Eukaryota; Dinophyceae; Suessiales; Symbiodiniaceae. The record is from the annotation of a GenBank genome assembly.